Molecule: messenger RNA, 3525 nt
Organism: Cotesia glomerata
Lineage: Eukaryota; Metazoa; Arthropoda; Insecta; Hymenoptera; Braconidae
Exons: 6
Coding region: 87-3383 (1098 amino acids)
Source: RefSeq, a predicted model, not a curated record
UAAUGAAUAAUUAUUUACAUUAAUAAAAAAAAGUUUUCUGGUGUCUUCUGAGGAAAAAAAUAUCAUCAAAAAUAUCCAAGCUAGAUAUGCUGAUUCACUUGCAACCGGAGCUGAUAGAAAAAGUAAACAAACAUAUCGUGACGAUAAUAAAAAUGCCGGAGACGUGUUACCAAGCUCACAAAUGCCUGGAGAAUUCCGAGGCAGUGAUGACGUUACAGAAGGCAGCUGAGGCUUACAAUUCUUCCUUAUAUCAACUAGCAGUAACGCACUACAAAUCCGCAAUAGUGUUAUUAAAGAGUACUUCAGACUACGAGGGAUCUCCUUUGAUUUCCGUGAUCCAGUACUUGAUCUGCAAGUGUUUGAUCAAGACAUCGCAGUUGGCUUCGUUGAUCGAAGCCAAGGACACGUUGAUAAAUUUAAUAGAAACUACUGAUAGACUUCCGAUGCUUUACUACCUGCUGAGUAGUCUUUACAUCAAGACCUUCUGCUAUAAAGAAGCUGAUAAGUUAAUAAAUUAUUGCUUGUCAAUUUUAAACAGCUCCACAAGUAUCACGAGCUUCAACAUCCCGACUACCAACGAAGUAAUUCCUGAGUCUACUUUUGAAGAGUUGUCCAGGUUACUUGUCCAGUUAAAGGACGAGUGCUCCGGCUGGCAUCGACCCGACGCAAUUUGCUUCAUGAAAAAUUGUAACUCUACUUCUUUGAGCAAUCUUCUAGAUCGCGAUAUUUAUUUCAAGUCGCCUGCUUUUAAUGGACUCGUUGUUGUUACUUGCAACAAUAAUAUUAACCCGUGUGUUUUUAAUUUUCAUAUCAAUUGCUGGAAGCUUAAAAAAGAAGAAUUGUCCCCUAAUAUUAAAUUAUCUGAUAAGGAUUUUUUAAACUGGAAAUGUUUCACUCCUAAUUGCGAUAAUUUUGACCAGUCUAGUAUUAUAAGAAAAAUUGAUAUUUAUAAUAGUGAUAAUACUAUUAAAUCUCAUGUUGCUUUGCCGGAAAAAAUUGUCAAGCAGCAGCAGACGCCUAAAGGCGCUGUUCGGAAGCAGAAAAUUAAUAAUCAUAAAAUUACACCUAAAGUUACACGGCCGAGGAAUAUUAGUAAUAUUAUAAGCAAAAGUGAUAAUCUAAGUACAAAUGUUAAAAAUAAGUAUAAGAAAAUUAGGAAUAAUGAAGAGAUGGUGUUGAUAUCGCAUUUGAUUAAAUUAAUACAGAAUAAUCAUGAAAUAUUAAUAUCACAUUUAAUUAAAUUAAUACAGGUGCGAAAUUCCAACUAUGGAAUUGAGCAGGGAAAAGAUUGGCGACCUGAUCUAUCCUACUACGGAGAUUCUUCAAUGAUAGUCAGCGAAGAUAUGUACCCCGAAAUUAUCGACAUAGAAGACGAAGGCCUGAAGCAGAAGAAGGAUUUUCUAUAUUCCUAUUUUUACGAGUACGUAUCCUGCAACGCUCCAGUAAAAAAGGACACUUUAAUGAAGAAAUGGGUAGAAGCCAAGACUCUGAUCUCUAACUGCGAGUUUAUUUUGUACGAAUUAAAGUGUCCUACUGUUGUAGAGUUUCUGUUAAAGUCCAUGAAGUUCGCUAUGGUAGGAGAGUAUAUUUGCACGCCGGCGACUCUUCCGGAUGCUUAUAAGCGAGUCAGUGAUAAUGUUUGCGGGAUUUUAAAGUGUUUGAUGAAAAAAGGCGGGGAUAGUGAUUCUGAUGAUGAUUUAGUCAAUGAGGAAUUUUUGAAGAGUUUAAAUUCUUUUGAUUCUUCUGUUGGGGUUGAUCAUACUGAUGAUUCUACAGCUAAUGGUUUUAAAAGCCAAAAAAUUGAUGAUUUUAAAAAUCAGAAAAUUAAUGAGAUUAAUAAUAUGUUAUCCUCAGAUUACGCCAGUAAAAAAAAUGUCUUACUAUUUAACAUCCGCUUAGCAAGAAAUGAAUAUUUAAUAAUAGAUAAAUUACAAACAGUAUUGAUAUACUCAACUGGAACAAUGUUACCAUUGAGUAACGCUGAAUGGAUGAUGCCUAUUGAGAAAAUGGAAAAAUUAUGUUUUGACUUAGACAAUGAUUACUCAAAAAAGUUAGAGUUAUUAAAUGACGAGGAGUAUUGCAAGGCUAUUGAGAGUAUUAGUUGUAUUGGUAAUGUCUUACCGCAUUUGCCUAAAAGAGAUUUGACGUUGCUGAUACAAAUUGCUUUUAACUUGUAUCGCGAUAAUUUGCGUCGGGUUGAUCCGAGCUUUAAUCAAGCUCCGGGUUAUCCUCCGGGGUUUAACCAAACAAGCUUGUAUGAAAAUCCUUUGAUUUAUCAGCAGAGACCUCAAUUUUGGAAUCAAAUUUCUUCUCCAGCUAAUUUUAAUUCUAAUUAUCAACAAUUUCUUCCGAGAAAUAAUCCAGUUUAUCCUGCAUGGAAUUCUAAAUUGUUUGGUGGUAAUAUUAAUAAUAAUAAUAAUAAUAAUAAUAAUAUUAGUAAUAAUAAUAUUAAUGACCAAAAUAAUAUUAAUGGUCAGUGGAGUCUUAAAGCAACUGAUAAUAAAAUUGAUUUAAUUGAUAUUAAUUCGAAAAAGGAAUUUAUUAAUUAUGAUGAAAUUAAUUCUAAAGGUAGUUUGAGUGAUAUGAAGGAAAAAACUCAUGCUUUUAAUUAUACUGAGCUUCCAGAGUCGCUAAAUAAUGAUAAAGUCCACCAAGUAUUAAAUUAUAAUUGUGAGGAGGAUCUUGCAAAAGUUUUGGAGGAUUGGAAAUCUAUUUGGGAAGAUAAGAUUGAUUUUAAAGAGAGUGAAUACAGUGAAUUUAAAGUUUAUAAAGAAGAAAUGGGUGGAGAUAAAAAAGAGGUGGAAGAAGAAAUGGGAGGUGAGUUGAAGGAAGAAAUAGGGAAUAAGAAGUCGCAUUCGAUGGAUAAAUUACUGAGAGAAUUAAGAGCGAAGCAUAGAGGAGUUUUGGAGUAUGAUUUACUGUACUGUGUUGAAGCGGUUAGAAAGAAGUAUAAUGGUUCGUUGUCUGGGUUGACUUUUGCGGAGAUUAUUGGGGAAGUUGAGAAGCUACUGCCGGGAAGGGAGAGAUUGCAGCUGAGGAAUUAUGAUAGGAGGAUUUUUAGUAAGAAGCAGGUGAAGAAGUUGGAGAAGGUUGAGGGGACUAAGUCGGCAAAUUCGCAAAAAGUUGAGAAGAAAUCAACUAGCAAGAGCAAUCCUUGGGCUACACUUGACGGCUAUCAGUGGACUAACGAAGAUUUUGGAGAAAAUGAAUGUAUUAUCUGCACGGAAGCUAUCAUUAAAUUUGGUAAAGUCCCUUCUUAUACUCUGAGAUGCAAACACACCUUCCAUAAAAAAUGCAUCAAAAAUUGGUUUAACCAAAAUCAGUCAUGCCCUAUUUGUCGUAUCCACUGUAUAAUCGACGACGAGUUCCCACCUUUGUCUUAAUCACUAUUUCUUCUUAAAAAAAUUUAUUUUAUUUUAAUAUUAAAAACUUCUCUUUCAUUAUGUUUAAGUAUUAUUUUUUUUUUUUACUUAAAAAAAAAAUUAUUUUUAUAUAUUUGAGGUAUGAUUAAGUAUAAUAUUUACA